Molecule: messenger RNA, 2641 nt
Organism: Melanaphis sacchari
Lineage: Eukaryota; Metazoa; Arthropoda; Insecta; Hemiptera; Aphididae
Product: E3 ubiquitin-protein ligase RNF123-like
Exons: 15
Coding region: 97-2562 (821 amino acids)
Cellular component (GO): cytoplasm
Molecular function (GO): ubiquitin-protein transferase activity
Source: RefSeq, a predicted model, not a curated record
CAAGAAACCAAUACUAGAAAAGAGAAUAUUGUAAAUAUUUUUUUCGACAAGAUUAAAUUCGCUCACUUCUUACACAUUAUUUCUCCAUCUGACGAAAUGCUUGAAAAAAUGAUACCACGAGUAUAUUGGAGUAUAGAAAAUGAAGAUUUGGCGGAAGAUAUGGGAAAUAAGCUAAUAAAAAACUUUCCUAAGGAUUAUAAGAAAUCUAAAUCAGCUUACAAUGAAGCGAGUGAAAAAAUCAAAAAAUUAUUGAACCAAUUAGAAAAACUUCAAAUAAUAUUUCUUAAAACCUUAUUAAACGACAAUGAUCAAACUGACACAAUAGUGAGCUCAAGAGUCUUAUUUUGUAGACGAUUUCAAAGUUUUAUUCAAGAAAACAUGAUUUCUUGGAGGAAUGAUCCUAUUUUAAAACUGCCGGGUCCGGUAUUGUUGAGUACAUUUUUUCGUUUAUCAUUUUUAUUACGUGAACUAUUGAGUGAAGAACUAGUAGACUUUAAUAACUUAAGAAUACACCCAAAUAUUUUUUAUUUGGAAAACUACAACUUUUUUGGAAUCGAACGAAUAGGAGGCACAUUUUCAUAUUUGAAAAAUAGAUAUAACGAACUUAUCAAACAGAAACUGGGACCUCCGUUUGACAGCCGAAAUGAUGAUAAUAACGAUACUGACAUAGAGGAUGAAAUGAUAGAGAUAAAUUCGGCGGCUGGUUUGAUUACUGUUUUAACAAGAAUAAUUAGGAAUACAGAAGACAGAAAUGCAAACACUCAUAUCGCCGAUGCUGUUAUGAAUAGAAUAUUGUCAUUUGAUCAUUUACCUACUGACAAAAUACAUGUAUUUUCUGUGCUGCUAAAUAGUAUAAUUUGUUUAUACCGCAUAGCUUGUCAUAGACAAUUAAUUGAAUAUGUAUCUUUCAAAGAAAGAUUAGCUGAACUAUCUAUAGAUUAUGCAAUAGUAGAUUAUGAAUUAAAAACUUCCAGUGAAAGCAGAGACGUUUUAGAACUUGCCCUUAAGGACAUCGAAAAAAAAGUAUGUUUAUCUAUGAGACAUAUAGCUUGGUUGAAGAGUUUGAUAUUUGUAGCCACAAAUGAACAAAUUUUAGAAUGGAUUCUCACCAUCAUUUCUCACACUUUGAAAUAUUGCUCUGAUAUAGAAGAUGAAUUGUUCAGAUUUGUUCCAGACUUUUACAUAGAUAAUCUGUUAGAGUUAGCUGUUAUAUUACCUGAUUAUACAAACAUAACUCAGAAAUUUGAUGAUAUUAUAGUUGAUAAAAAAUGGUUGGCCACGUUAAUUGCUGAAAUAAUACUAAACGUUUUUAAUGACCAAAGAAUAAUCCAUCCGAAAACAAAAGAAAUAAUAAUCCAAGGAGUAACUUUAUAUUUAACUCACCCUAAAUCAGUUGUUAUUCUUCAAGAAGUUGCAGAAAAAUCACGAUUUCGUGCGAUUAAAUCGAUUUUUAAACCGAUGGAACGAAAAAUAUGGAUAAAAACUAAUUUAAUAUUGAUGUUAAUUUGGUAUGGUUCUGGAUUUGCAUUCCGUUAUGUUCGACCCCCUCAUUUAAAAAAUAAACAUGUCUCUACGCAAGGAGCACUUGAAGAAAUUGUGUUUUCUAACAUGGGCUCUGUACGACCACCUGCAACUGUGCUUCAAAAUGACGUACGGACAAUUAUAGCUUAUGACAAAGAAACAGCGUCUAAUUUUAUCAAUAACUCAUUAAAUUAUUUAAACUGGGCUUUUUCUGAGUUUAUAAGUUUGUUCCAAGAAAUAAAAGAUAUAGACGAAAACGAUACUUUUAUUUCUUCAGAAGAAGUGAAUAAACUAAAAAUGUGUGGUAAAAGUUUUAUUUACACUGUAACUUUAUUACGUGUUAUUGAAAUGAUGAUUCAUUUUGAUCGUAAUAUUAUAAUUGACCAAGAAGGAUCACUUGGCAGAGUUUUUCAGUUAAUAUGUCAAAUUCUUAAUCGAAUAAAUGCCUCAUCUUCUACGUUUAGUCGAGUUUUGGCAUCAUCUUUACCAUACAUGGAAUGUGUACAUAAGUUCACAAUUCUUGUAGCAACAACUGGUGUUUUAUUGUCUAUGUUAGAAAGUGAAAUAAAUAAAAAGGUUUCAGAAGAAGAAAGACCAAGCAAGAUCUCUAAUAUUCCAGAAAUUACAGAUGCUUUAAUUUCAGAUCCAAAUUUUAAUUUGUCAUCAUUGGAUUUUAUUAUAUUAUCAGAAAAUGAAAAUGAUGAACCAUUUUCCUUGAAUUUUUAUAAAACUUAUAUUAAUAAGGAAGAAUUUAAAAAAGUUGGUGAUAUGUAUCAACAUUUGGAUUGGUACACGAAACGUCACAAAUCUAUGGCUUCUAGCAUAAACGAGGAAGAUUUAUGUAUAAUUUGUUAUUCAAAUAAAAACAAUGUAACUUUGAUACCGUGUAAACACCAAUGCUGCAAGUUGUGUAUAAAUCAUCACGUACUUUAUUCACGUGUUUGUUUUUACUGUAAGGGAAGAAUUGAAUCAGUGGUAGAUACUAAUAAUUUGUCAACUAUAAUACAUGAUUUUGGAACUGAGCCCCCACCAUUAUUGUGACCAGAUUGAUAGCACAACAAUCUAAUCUCAUCAAUAUUUAAAAUGUAUAAUAUUUGUUGUUAAAUACAAAAUUGAAAAU